CAAAGACAGGCGCGACUCACUACCCCGCCAAAGAAAUAUCUAACCAUGCGCGAGAUCGUCCACAUCCAAGGUGGUCAAUGCGGUAACCAGAUCGGCGCGAAGUUCUGGGAGGUCAUUUGUGAUGAACACGGCAUCGAUCCGACCGGCACGUAUUGCGGUGACUCAGAUCUCCAGCUCGAGCGCAUCAACGUGUACUUCAACGAAGCCUCCGGUGGUCGUUAUGUCCCCCGUGCUGUGCUCAUGGAUCUCGAGCCCGGUACGAUGGACUCCGUGCGAUCUGGCCCUUUCGGCCAGAUUUUCCGCCCCGACAACUUCGUAUUUGGGCAAACUGGCGCAGGAAACAACUGGGCGAAAGGACACUACACCGAGGGAGCAGAGCUGAUUGACUCUGUCCUUGAUGUCGUUCGCAAGGAGUCCGAGUCCUGUGACUGCCUCCAGGGUUUCCAGGUCUGCCACUCUCUUGGUGGCGGAACCGGCUCCGGUAUGGGAACCCUGCUGAUCUCGAAGAUCCGCGAAGAGUACCCAGAUCGCAUGAUGCUCACAUUUUCCGUGGUCCCAUCUCCCAAGGUGUCUGACACAGUUGUGGAACCGUACAACGCCACCCUUUCCGUUCACCAGCUUGUCGAGAACGCCGACGAGUGCAUGGUGCUCGAUAACGAGGCUCUGUACGAUAUUUGCUUCCGCACCCUCAAACUCACCACUCCUACUUUUGGUGACCUCAACCACCUCAUCUCUGCCGUCAUGUCUGGAGUAACCUGCUGCCUCCGCUUCCCUGGGCAGCUCAACGCCGAUCUUCGCAAGCUCGCUGUGAACCUCAUCCCGUUCCCCCGUCUCCACUUCUUCAUGGUCGGCUUCACUCCGCUCACCUCCCGCGGCUCCCAGCAGUAUCGCGCCCUCACUGUUCCGGAGCUGACCCAGCAGAUGUGGGAUGCCAAGAACAUGAUGUGUGCUGCUGACCCCCGUCACGGCCGCUACCUCACGGCGUCUGCCCUGUUCCGCGGACGCAUGUCUACCAAAGAGGUUGACGAGCAGCUCCUCAAUGUCCAGAACAAGAACUCCUCUUACUUCGUCGAGUGGAUCCCGAACAAUGUAAAGUCCUCUGUCUGUGACAUUCCCCCGAAGGGUCUGAAGAUGGCGGCCACCUUCAUCGGCAACACCACCGCUGUUCAGGAGAUGUUCAAGCGCGUCUCUGAGCAGUUCACUUCCAUGUUCCGCCGCAAAGCUUUCCUUCAUUGGUACACCGGUGAAGGCAUGGAUGAGAUGGAGUUCACCGAAGCUGAAUCCAACAUGAAUGACCUCGUCUCUGAAUACCAGCAGUACCAGGACGCUUCUGCCGAGGAGGAGGGCGAAUACGACGAAGAUGAUGAGGCAUAAGGCCAUUGUGUUCCACAAGUUUCUCAAAAGGCGACACAUACAACUCACGGGCCUCUGAAUAGAAUCCAUUGUGAUGCUAACUAACUAAAUCCAUUCGAUACGGAUCAAACUAA
Molecule: messenger RNA, 1487 nt
Organism: Micromonas commoda
Lineage: Eukaryota; Viridiplantae; Chlorophyta; Mamiellophyceae; Mamiellales; Mamiellaceae
Gene: TUBB
Product: tubulin beta chain
Exons: 4
Coding region: 46-1374 (442 amino acids)
Biological process (GO): mitotic cell cycle; microtubule cytoskeleton organization
Cellular component (GO): microtubule; cytoplasm
Molecular function (GO): GTP binding; GTPase activity; structural constituent of cytoskeleton
Source: RefSeq, a predicted model, not a curated record